ACCGGAGCACCCGGAGAAAACCUCGCGUCGGUCAUGGGGAGAACGUACAAACUCCGUACAGACAGCACCAGCAGUUUGGAUUGAAAUCGGGUCCCUGGCUUUGUAAGGCAGCAACUCUACCACUGCGCCACUGUGUUGCCCCACUAGCACGAUGCUAGUCCCAUUUGCUCAUGUUUGGCCCAUAUCUCUCUAAACCUUUCCCACCCAUGUCCAUGUUAUAGCACCUGGCUGAACACAUGCACCCACCGCCCUCUGAGUGACUGGGACCUUGAAGCCCGGACCCAAUGGGCAUUCGGGAGCUGAGGGAAAGGUUGGCUUCCAUCGCUCCGGUGACAUGGAGGGUCUUCCCACCUGGGCCUCAGGGGGUCUAGGACCCAACGGCACUGGGCCAGAGCAGUCGCCGGUGGAGACGGUCGCCAGGGCGUUCCUCUACCUGCUCGUCCUCGCCCUCGGGCUCCCGCUCAACGCUCUGGUGCUGACGCUGAUCUCCCGGUCGCGCUCCCUGAGGAGUGUCGCCAACAUGUUCGUGGCGUCGCUGGCCGCGGCCGACCUGCUCCUCCUCCUGCUGGGCCUCCCCUUCGUUGUCGCGGCGACCGUGGCCGGGGCCUGGCCGCUGGGCCCGACCGCCUGCCAGGUGACGGGCUUCCUGACCUUCUCCCUCAGGCUGGUGUCCAUCUUGUGCGUGGCGGGCAUCGCUGUGGACAGGUACUACCUGAUCGCCCGGCCCUUCAUACUCACCGUGACCAGGGCCAGAGCAAAGAGGACGAUGGCCUUCCUGUGGUGGACCGGUCUCCUGUGCGGACUGCCCCCACUCUUUGGCGUUGGCCUCUACAGGUUUUCCCCUUCCAAGUGUUUGUGUGACUACAGUUGGCCUGACGGAGGUUCGAGCCUGGCUUACGGCCUCUACAUCUUUAUCUGGGUCUACCUGACAUCUGUGGUGGUGGUGACCACCUCCUAUUACUUAAUAUACAGAGUGACGAGGCAACGCCUCUUGGCCAAGGCCCGACGUUCUCCCCACAGCUUAUCCUCUGACCACAAUGGCACCCUAGUACUCCAGGAGCCCAAGGCAUUCAGACGCUCCAGCCUCCCUCGAAUGUGGGCAGGCCUCAUGUCCUCCAGUUCCAUCUUUAACCUGAGUGGGACGGGGGCGUUGGACGUGGCGAUGGAAGCCAAGACGGCCAAGACCAUCCUUGGGGUGGUGGCCACCUUCCUGGUCACCUGGCUGCCGUACUUCGUCUCCAACCUCCGCCGCCGCGCGCUCUCCCAGGACGGCACGGGCAGGAUGCUGGAGUUCCUCGCCACCUGGUUAACCUUCACCAACUGCGUGCUGGACCCGCUUCUCUACGCCUUGCUGAACCGCCAGAUCAGGCGCCGGGCCAGGGAGCUCCUGUGCCUGUGGUUCGGUCUCUCGGCCCAGCCAGUCUCGGAGGGGGUACCGAGGCGGGCGUGCCGGGGGCCGACCCGGGACCUGAGCAGAUCCGACAUGGCAGGGAGCCCAACUGCCUUCUCCAUCACCCAAGAGCUCCAGCGGUCCACACCGUCUCCGUCCCCCCGGGACCCCCCGCCCCGCAGGCUCCCGCUCGCUGCCCACUGAGGAGCCUGGCAACGGGGGCCUGGCAAGUUCCCACGGCAACGGGGCCUAACCACGCUGCCCGGCAACGGGGCUGGCGAAGGAGCUCGGCAACGGGGCCUACCACCCGGGGCUCGAAUGGCCCUGCCUUCAGACUGGCCUUUAACCCUAGCAACGAUCGACGACCCUGGCAACCGCUCGCAACCCCUGUGAUGGUGACUUUGGGCAACAGUCGGUGACCCUGGCAACAGUCGGUAACCCUGGCAACAGUCGGUGACCGUGGCAACAGAAAAUGACCUAGGUGACGGAUGAGCAUGGCAACUGUCGGCGACCCUUGUGAUAGUAACCUUGGUAACGGUCGGUGACCCAACCAACGGGUCGGUGACCCUGCCAACAGUCGGUGACCAUGGCAACAGCCAAUGACCUUGGUGACAGAUGACCCUGGCAAUGGAGGCGACCCCUGUUAGGUAACUCUGGCGUUGGCUGGUGACCCCGGCGACAUGCAGUGACCCCUGCAGCGAUAGUGACCCAACCAACAGACUGUACCUAAUAAUUAUUAUUGAUAAUCCUGUCCAUAUAGGGUCGGUGGUCAAUAAUCCAGCACCAUUCACAAUCAGCCCCUUCAGGAGAAGGUCAGUAACCACGGGGGUCACACACUGACCACUGAUGACCACCUGGGGAAUGGUCAGUGAACCGGACAGUGCCAGUGACCGGGCAAUAUUGUGACCCACCUCCUACCCCAGGGAUGGGCACCAACUUGCCUACGUCUCCCCCAGCCCUGGGCAAUGACACCGGGGCAAUGGGCUAUGGAACUGUGCUGAUGGGCAUUGGAACUGGGCUAAUGAAUAUUGUAAACUGGGCAAUGAUAUUGUGACUGGGGCAGUGGGCAUUGGGACUGUGCUGAUGGACAAGGGAGCUGGGCUAAUGGGCAUUGUAACUGGGCUAAUGGGCAUUGGAACUGGGCAAUGACAUUGUGACUGGGGCAGUGGGCAUUGGGACUGAAUCGAUGAGCAUUGGAGCAUUGGGACUGAGGCGAUGGGCAUUGUAAACUGGGCCAAUUGGGCAUUGUGACUGGGUCAAUGGGCACUGGAGCUGGGACGAUGGGCAUGGGCAGUGACUGGGGCCCAAUGAACAUGGCUCCAAUGGACAAUGCUGAGGAGUGGGCCUAUCGCUGGGAACAUCUAACGGGAAAAAGUAUUGAUGUUGUUUUGUCAUUGUCACUUGUACCAAAAUACAGUGAAUACCUGGUCUUUGCGUGCUUCCCUAUCAGGUCCUGUCAUACAUGAGUACAAUCAAACCACACACAUGUGCAACAGGUUGUGCAAAGAGAAACAUACCAGAGUGCAGCAUACAUGUUGUAGUGUUAUAGUUACAGGUAUAGAAAAAGUGCAAGGGUAGCAGUGAGGUUGGUUGGGAGGUAACGAGGAGACCUGUAAAGAAUAUGCAAUAAUGAGAGGCUUUGAUAGGGUAGACAGUCACAACCUUAUCCUCUGGAAGGAAAUAUCAAAUACUAGAGAGAAUAGCCUUAAGGCAAGAGGGGCAAGGUUCAGAGGAAUGUGUGGGGUAAGUACUUUGACUCAGAGGGUGGUGAGUGCCUGGUAUGCACUGCAGGUGG
Amblyraja radiata (thorny skate) is the source of this 3185-nucleotide messenger RNA. RefSeq names its product octopamine receptor Oamb-like. Gene Ontology annotation, cellular component: membrane. Bases 335 to 1594 code for a protein of 419 amino acids. The transcript has 2 exons. Gene Ontology annotation, biological process: G protein-coupled receptor signaling pathway. NCBI's taxonomy places the organism in Eukaryota, Metazoa, Chordata, Chondrichthyes, Rajiformes, Rajidae. Gene Ontology annotation, molecular function: G protein-coupled receptor activity. The record is from RefSeq and is a predicted model, not a curated record.